ACUGAUGCAAAAACAGUCAUGGUGAGCCUGCGCACUAAACCAAAGGAUGAAUGAGCCCCAUAGCGCACAAUAUGCGGCUCGUUGCAUCCGGAGCCCGGACGAGAUCAACGUAUGAGGUAUGUAUUCGAUGGUCAAGUUGACUACUUUUGCUUUCAAACCGCCAACCCGUCGUUUAUGAGCUCAAAGUUCGUUCUCAAAACCCCCCUGACGGCUGGCUUCUUGUACCAAAUGAACAACUUACACCCAAACUGCAGGGGCAUAGCCGUACGCAGAAACUCUCGCUACCGUACAGAGCAAGCCAGUGUUCCGACGACGAAUUGAUGAAUUGACAGACUUCCAACCGUAACGAUCUACAAAAUGCAUCUGUCUGUCGGAUACCAGUCACGGACCGAGCUUUUCAAUUUGCUUGUUGAUGGUAAUUGUCGCAUAUCAGGUCGGAAAAGGUCUGUUGCAUGUUUCUGUUCUUUCUCUCUAUCGUUUUCUAGGCCUUUCGAAGCAAAGCUCUUCGUCAUCUGUAACAGUUUGACAGAGAAGUGUGUAGUGCGAUGCGGAAGUGAGUUGCAACAGUCGCUCGCAGCGCUCUCGACUCUUGCAAUCCAGCCAGGAUGCGACCAGUUUCGGGUGAAAUGUUCCCAAAGUAAUCAUCCUUCAUGCGCAUUCGAUCCACACUACAGUCACGCGCCUGCCGGCCUCGGACUCAUAACGCACCGUAGGGCAGUCUGCCCACUCUCUUCACCAAAAUCAGGUGGACCAUGUCGACGAAGAGUCCCUAGUGGAGCGAAGUGGGCUUCGAAAGAGCAGACACUGCGACCCAACAUCCUCUUGAGGACUUCGGCCUUCACGUACAUAGAUACCCAUGUUACUGCAAAAGGUGUUAAACAUCGUAUCAUUUUGGCUCGUGGCAUUAAUAGAUCGUUCGUCCGCGGCAGGCAACGACUGAUCUCAACGAUUCUAUUGGAAACAGCAGAACGUCCCGCUGUACUGCCGAGCGGCAAGCAUCCCGCGUGGAGCAUUCUAGUUCAAGACGUACUCAGACAGGCAAAACCAUACUCAGCCGCGAGAUAUUCUGAGUAGCCCUAUCGUAACUUUAAGAAGUAUCA
Messenger RNA from Macroventuria anomochaeta, 1100 nucleotides. RefSeq lists its product as uncharacterized. The annotation marks the transcript as partial. The transcript has a single exon. NCBI's taxonomy places the organism in Eukaryota, Fungi, Ascomycota, Dothideomycetes, Pleosporales, Didymellaceae. The record is from RefSeq and is a predicted model, not a curated record.